Messenger RNA from Erinaceus europaeus (western European hedgehog), 3546 nucleotides. It is a transcript of the gene DUOXA2, whose product is annotated as dual oxidase maturation factor 2. The transcript is spliced from 6 exons. Bases 243 to 1205 code for a protein of 320 amino acids. The record is from RefSeq and is a predicted model, not a curated record. Gene Ontology annotation, biological process: protein transport. Lineage: Eukaryota; Metazoa; Chordata; Mammalia; Eulipotyphla; Erinaceidae. Gene Ontology annotation, cellular component: endoplasmic reticulum membrane.
ACUUCCCGCUUGGGGAGCCGCGGCUAUAAAAGGGGUCCCCGGGGCGCACGGCUUCCCCAGGCAUCGCAGACCUGCGGGGAGUCCCUGUGCGCCUAGCUCGCUCCACCCGCCGGCUUCGAGAGCGCCCCGGGCAGCCAGGCGCGGCGCAAUCUCCUGGGCUCUGGUCCAACCUCGCCCACAGGCGGCUGCAUAAAGGACAGGGGGGCCUGGGCGCGCCCCCCACACACACUCCCAGCGCCAGCAUGACCCUGUGGAACGGCGUGCUGCCUUUCUAUCCCCAGCCUCGCCACGCCGUCGGCAUCAACGUCCCGCAGCUCAUCGUCAUUGUGGUGUUCCUGGCCUUGGCCGCAAGUUUUCUGCUCAUCUUGCCCGGGAUCCGGGGCCACUCGCGCUGGUUCUGGUUGGUGAGAGUUCUUCUCAGCCUGUUUAUAGGCGCAGAAAUUGUGGCGGUGCAGUUCAGCGCAGAAUGGUCGGUGAGCGCAGUGAGCACCGACACGUCCUACAAGGCCUUCAGCGCCGAGCGAGUCCGCGCGCAUGUGGGGCUGCUGGUGGGCCUGGGGGGCGUUAACAUCACUCUCACAGGGACCCCGGUGCAGCAGCUGAACGAGACCAUCGACUACAACGAGCGCUUCAGCUGGCGCUUCGGCCAGAGCUACGCCGCGGCCUACGUCCAGGCGCUGGCCAAGGGGCUGCCCGACCCGGUGCUCUACCUGGCCGAGAAGUUCACCCCGAGCAGCCCCUGCGGGCUGCACAGGCAGUACCGCCUGGCGGGCCACUACGCCUCGGCCACGCUGUGGGUGGCCUUCUGCUUCUGGCUGCUGGCCAACGCGCUGCUCGCCAUGCCCGUCCCGCUCUACGGCGGCCUGGCGCUGCUCAUCACCGGCGCCUUCGCGCUCUUCUCGGUCUUUGCCUUCGCCUCCAUCUCCAGCGCGCCGCUCUGCCCGCUGCGCCUCGGCCCCGCCGCGCUCACCCCGCGCUACGGCGCCGCCUUCUGGCUCACGUUGGCCACCGGCAUCCUCUGCCUCCUCCUCGGGGGCGCCGUGGUGGGGUUCCACUACUUGCGGCCUCGCGCUCUGCGCAUCUUCCUGGACCAAAGCGUCAAGGACUGCGGCAGCCAGGCGAAAGGGGGCUCACCCCUCGUGCUCAGCAACCCCCUGCAUCAAAAGUUGGGGGCUUCGGACUUAACGAUCAGUACGAACCUAUGAUGGGAACUCAGCCCGGGAAUUACACUCCACCUGGGUCCCCCGCACGGCGGGGGAUCAGUGCCCACCGUUGGCACUCUGGGAAAGGCUCUCAGGGUGAGCUGUAAAUAAAUUUUUUCCACUUGUUUUUUUUUUAACCCCCCCCCCCCCAAUUAAUUUCUAUGGCUUCUUCCCACAUCUCUCGGGACGCUUCGCUGGGCGGGAGGCAGCCUGGUUCUUUGGGUCUGGAGAGGGCGGAGUAUGCCCUGCAGCGGCUCUGGGAGAAGGGCGUCCUCUAGUGGGCUCCACGGGGCAACGACCGGAACCAACCGCUUCCUGAGCAGGUGGGUUAGGAUCACAGUGACACAGUGACCAGUCACCCCUUCCCACUGGGCCAGCCGAGUGUGCUUAGCAAGGAAUCUUGGAGUUUAUUCACUAACUCCAUUUAGUUCUCUAAAUAAGAGUUGGUGUCUUCAGGCCAAGGAAAUUGUUAGCAAGACAAAAAAUAAGGUCAACCCUGGGAAAUUUUUAGGUCCUACAGUUUUUUUCCCCUUUAAAUCACUGGGGUCUCACCUCCCCUGGCUGAAUUUUUUACAGAUAGAGAAACGGGGGGGGGGGCUGGGCGGUGGCGCACCAGGUUAAGCGCACAUAGGGCAAAGCGCAAGGACCUGCGCAAGGAUCCCAGUUGGAGCAUUUGGCUCCCUACCUUCAGGGAUUUUCACCUCACAAGUGGUGAAGCAGGUUUGCAGGUGUCGAUCUUUCUCUAGCCUUCCCUGUCUUCCCCUCCUCUCUCAAUUUCUCUCUGUCCUAGCCAAUGGGAUAAAAAAAAAAAAAAGGCCACCAGGAGCAGUGGCUUCCUAAUGCAGGCAUUGAAUUCCACCAGUAACCCUGGAGGCAAAAAUAAAUAAGUAAAUAAAGAAAUAGAAUAAAUAGGGAGUUGGGAGGUAGCGCAGCGGGUUAAGCACAGGUGGCGCAAGGACUGGCUUAAGGAUCGCGGUUCGAGCCCCGGCUCCCCACCUGCGGGGGGGGGGGGGGUGUCGCUUCACAGGCGGUGAAGCAGGUCUGCAGGUGUCUAUCUUUCUCUCCCCAUCUCUGUCUUCCUCUCCUCUCUCCAUUUCUCUCUGUCCUAUCUAACAAUGAUGACAUCAAUAACAACAACAAUAACUACAACACCAAUAAAAAACAAGGGCAACAGAAGGGAAUAAUAAAUAAAUAUAAAAUAUUAAAAUUAAAUUUAAAAAAAAGAAAUAGAAUAAAUAAAUUAGGAAAAUAGAGAAGCGGCCACAUACGAAGUGGCACCAUGGAUAAGGCACUGGACUCUCAAGCACGAGCCCCUGCGUUAGAUGGCCAGGUUGCAUGUGCCAGAGCGAAUAAUCCAACUCUAUCUCACUCACUCUGUCCCUCUCAUCAGUAAACAAAUCUUCAAAGUGAGAGAGGGAAGGACACUACAACACUGGCUCUUCCUCCAGUAUUGGGGGGGGGAGGCCCAAACCUGGAUUGGACAUGGCAAAGCAGGCACGUUACCCUAGAUAAGCUAUCCUGCCAGCUCAAGUCAUACACUCUUAUGUAGCAAACCUGAGCACUGAAUCUCCAAGAGCAUGGCGCAUGCCUUGUUACUAGUCAACUGGCAAUAGUUUCUCCUUCCUCCCAGCACCAUCUUUAGUUGUUUCGAGAGGUCACACAAAUGGGAGAAGCAGGGGGUCGGGCGGUAGCACAGCGGGUUAAGCGCACGUGGCACCAAGUGCAAGGACCGGCAUAAGGAUCCUGGUUCAAGCCCCCAGCCCCCCACCUGCAGGGGAGUUGCCUCACAGGCGGUGAAGCAGGUGUGCAGGUGUCUGUCCUCUCCCUGUCUCUGUCUUCCCCUCCUCUCUCCAUUUCUCUCUGUCCUAUCCAACAACAAUGACAUCAACAACAACAAUAAUAACCACAACAAGGCUACAACAGCAAGGGCAACAAAAGGGGGAAAAAUGGCCUCCAGGAACAGUGGAUUCAUGGUGCAGGCACCGAGCCCAGCAAUAACCCUGGAGGCAAAAAAAAAAAAAAUGGAGAAGCAAAGAGAGAACAUGAGGGACUCAAGGAAAAGGGAAACAAGAGGGGCAGAAGGAAGAGAGGGGCAUAGUGGUAUCCAUAGCUCCCCUCCACAUAGGUCAUUGUGUAAAUGAAGUGGGGUUUCCAGAGAUGGCGCCCCAAAGGGACAAAGCACCAAGCAAAGGCAGGUGCUCUUGUGAGAGAGGUCAGCUCUCAGCAAGCUGAUGGGCACUGUGUUCAAGGCCUUGGGGUUUUUGUUUUACUUAAUGUUUGUUUAUUUGUCAUGUAUGUGUGGUAUCAGGAUUAAACACAGAAUCUCACACAUGUGAAGCACUGA